Messenger RNA from Gossypium raimondii (Peruvian cotton), 1134 nucleotides. Its product is annotated as guanylate kinase 3, chloroplastic. Gene Ontology annotation, biological process: purine nucleotide metabolic process. Gene Ontology annotation, cellular component: cytosol. The coding region runs from base 177 to 893 and encodes 238 amino acids. The record is from RefSeq and is a predicted model, not a curated record. NCBI's taxonomy places the organism in Eukaryota, Viridiplantae, Streptophyta, Magnoliopsida, Malvales, Malvaceae. The transcript has a single exon. Gene Ontology annotation, molecular function: GMP kinase activity.
ACCUCUUUCGAUUUUCUCGUCUACCUUGUCGAUCGGAUCUCAACUAAACCAAAAUCCUUCUUUCAUGUUUCGUAGACUCCCUCCUUUCUUUCACCCUAAACCUCUUUCACUUCUCCUCCCCAACAAACCUACUUUUUCAACAUCCCAGGCCAUUCUUUUACACUUCAACCAUCAAAAUGGCUGAUACCCAAAAGUUCUAUUCCUUUCCUUCCCUUGACAAAGUCUCUAAACCAGAGUUACUUCGUGCUUUGGAGUCUUCUCUAGGCUCUUCUUUUAGCUCUGACCGAAUUUGCCGCGCCCCCAACCCUUUAAUCAUUGUUAUAAGUGGUCCAAGUGGGGUAGGCAAAGAUGCAGUCAUCAAAAGACUCAGAGAAGUUAGAGAAAAUCUUCAUUUCGUUGUUACUGCUACGAGUAGAGGAAUUAGGCCUGGUGAAGUUGAUGGCAAAGAUUACUAUUUUGUGUCAAAGGAAGAGUUUUUAUCGAUGGUUGAAAAAGAUGAGCUUGUGGAGUAUGCUGUAGUUUAUGGUGAUUACAAAGGAAUACCUAAGAAGCAGAUAAGAGAGUUUAUGGCAAAAGGGUGUGAUAUUGUGUUGAGAGUAGACAUUCAAGGGGCAGAAACAUUAAGGAAGACACUUGGAGAUUCUGGGGUGUUCAUAUUUUUGGUGGCUGAGAGUGAGCUGGCGCUCGUUGAGAGGCUGAUUGAGAGGAAGACUGAGAGUAAGGAGGAAUUGCUAGUCAGGAUUGCUACCGCCAGAGAGGAGGUGAAGUUUGUUAAGAGAUUCGAUUAUGUUGUUGUGAAUGCACAUGGGAAGCUUGAGGAGGCUGUUAAUUUGGUGGGAUCUAUUAUCGAUGCUGAGAAGGCUAAGGUUAGGCAGAGGACGCCAUUCAUUUGAGAUUUUGACUUCUUCACUUUGGUUUCUUUUACUUCUUGUUGAAUUCUGUGUUAUUGGGAAUGGUUAAUCUGAAUGAAAGAGCAGUACAAUGUUUCAUUAUGAUAUCAUACCAAGAUUUAUUACACUUUUUCAAACUGCAUGCUGAAAUAGAAAUUUGUCGAGGUUUCAUGUAUGUAAGCAGGUCUCGGCUCUUGAGCCCUGAGUUCAUUAUAUUGUAAAGAUCUUCAUUUUAGGCCAAGUA